Messenger RNA from Rhizopus microsporus ATCC 52813, 1579 nucleotides. RefSeq lists its product as uncharacterized. Bases 105 to 1382 code for a protein of 425 amino acids. The transcript has a single exon. The record is from RefSeq and is a predicted model, not a curated record. NCBI's taxonomy places the organism in Eukaryota, Fungi, Mucoromycota, Mucoromycetes, Mucorales, Rhizopodaceae.
CUCCUUUUGAAAAUAGGCUCAAGUAACCAUAGAAGCAGCAACAGCCUUUUAUAGAACAUAACAACAAAAAAGAAGCUUUUUUUCUUUUAAAAGGAAAACUAUAGAUGUUUCAUUCUUCUGGUCUUAGAUAUGAACAAUAUUUGAUUCGCUCUGCAAAGCAAGACUCAAAGCAUACACUUCAUAAAAAACGCUCUUCACUCGAAUCUGAAAUAUCAGCCGGAGCUGAUAGCGGAUAUACCUCCUCAUCGUUCACUCCCACAUGCUCAAUUGUAUCAACUCCAACCACUAUUUCAACUUCAACUAUAACAACAACCGAUGAGAACAAAAAGCCUCACAUUACUGGUCCACCAAAAAAGAAAAAAAGAUACCACCAAACCCCUCGCCAACCCGAUCUAGUCUAUUCUUGCCCGAGGCCUCUAGCGUUUCCGUUUCACAACGAUGACCAUUUCUUACCUAUUGCGGAAGCUGAUCCUCGCGAUGUUGCUCGAGUAUCGCCACCGUCUAUCAAUAGAGCUUCAUCUAUUCAAUCAAAAAGUACAACCAGCAUUAGUCGUCAUGAUGCAGAUUCCUCAUACAGUAGAAGAUCCUCUGUCUUGAGCUCAAUACAACGAGGCACCGUGCGUUCAAUAAGAUCCCUCUUUCAGUUACCGGAUUCCCUGAGUAACCUGAGCCAGAGGACCACACAGACGUCGAUUAUUACUACAGAUCCGCCCCUUGAAAGAUUAGAGAUAAAAAAGGGAACAGUUCAGUCACUAAAGGACUUCUUCUCAAAGCGACAACCGCCACAGACAUCGUCAUCCAUUGUAUCACCUGCAUCUCCCAAGCGUGGUCAGCUUGGUACAACCAUCGGCUCUAUUCAGACGAACAAAACGACCAAUGAUUCUAGAGCAUCUUUAAAGAAAAAUAGUAAUCCUAGUAGUAGUAGUUGCACCAAAUUAUCAAGUAACCCCAGUUCCAAAAAAUCUUUUACCUCACGUGCUUCAGAAUUCGCUAGUCGUGCCUUCUGGAAAAAACCAGCGGAAUCUACUACGUCUUGUUCUGUUAAGCAACCAAAUGUAUUAACUACACCUAGAGUCGAUCGACCUGCGGCACAGAAACCUCUUCCAGAACCACCGAAAAAGAAGACUAUAAAAUCUGAAGUAAAGAAGAUAUCUGCUCGUGUGAUAUCUUCAUUCCGUCCAACACCAAAAGCAGAUAAAAUUGACAAGCCAAGCAAGCCAUCUUUAUUUUCAUUUAAAAAGAAUAAUGAUGAAUCACUUAAAAAGAAACCUAGUGCUGCGGCAACGACAAUACCAGAAGAACCCUCCAAAGUUGGUAAAUUAUGGAAGAGUUUCAAGAACUUGAUGACAGGUAAAAAGUCAUCUCGUGUAGGAGUAUUGUAGAUUCUUUCUAUUUUUUAUAUAUGCCCAUAUAUAUCCCCCCCCCCUUGUUUUAAUUCUUAUUACCAUUUACCUAUUAUCUUAACUGUAUACCAUUCUUUAUUUAUGUCAAUCCUCUCUUUUUAUGCAAUUCUUUAAGUUGAACAUUUUUGUGUAUUAAAAAAAAAUGUUGUAUUUUAAACUUUUUAAGCUAAUGCGCC